UUUUAUUUUCCAACUGAUCUUCCAAAAAACCUCAAAAGGUUGACACUUAGUGGAACUUUUCUUCCAUGGGAGGACAUGUACAUUAUUGAAAGGUUGCCAAACCUCGAGGUUCUCAAGCUAACAAAAUUUGCUUUCAGCGGUCCAAAGUGGAAACUUGAAGAUGGCAGCAAGUUUGGGUGUUUAAAGCUCUUGCUUAUUGCAGAUUCAGAUCUAGAAUACUGGGAAGCAACUCAUGAAAAUUUCCCAGUCCUAGAGCGCCUAAUCCUAAAAGUUUGCUGGGACUUGAAAGAAAUCCCAGGUGAUUUUGAAAAUAUCUGUACACUAAAACUAAUACAGCUAGACAAUUGUUAUUCUUCCCUCGUGGAAUCUGCAAAGAAAAUUCAAGAAGAUAGCAUGAUGUAUGGAGGCACACUUGUUAUUCGUGAUCUUGAAACUAAGGAUGGAUUGCUAAAUAAAAAAAGCUCUGAGAAAAUGGGAGCUAAGAUGAUGGAAAUGGAUAAGAAAAUGAAAGCUAUUGUGGGAGAUGAAGAAGCUUUGAUGGAAGUAGAUGAGAACUUGAUGAUUCUAUCAAUGAGUAAAACCGGUGAAAGCCAAGGUACAAGAAGAAUUCAAGAUUGCUGAAGUCUUGCAAUGCCAGACAAAUCCUCAAGAAGCUGCAAGUCCAUUGUGAGCAAAUUUCUCUCUAAUCUCACCUUGAUUUAAGUUUUGUGUGUUUUUCCUCUGCUGUUCUUGAAUGUUCAGACUCUCCUGUCACAGACAUUCACUGUGAUUGUUAUCUAUGUUACUAUGUAUAUUGUAAUUAUAGUCUGAUGUUCAUGUCAAAAAUUCUAUAUCUCCAGAAUUAGUUAGUCUGUAUUAGAACCAAGAUUGAAGAUUGUUCCCACUAUUUCAUAAAUCUUUGAUUUUGAAAAGGAUGUCAUAUU
Ipomoea triloba (trilobed morning glory) is the source of this 923-nucleotide messenger RNA. RefSeq names its product putative late blight resistance protein homolog R1A-3. Lineage: Eukaryota; Viridiplantae; Streptophyta; Magnoliopsida; Solanales; Convolvulaceae. The transcript is spliced from 3 exons. The record is from RefSeq and is a predicted model, not a curated record. Gene Ontology annotation, molecular function: alpha-tubulin binding. The coding region runs from base 76 to 621 and encodes 181 amino acids. Gene Ontology annotation, biological process: protein folding.